This is a messenger RNA of Alternaria postmessia, 567 nucleotides long. RefSeq lists its product as uncharacterized. NCBI's taxonomy places the organism in Eukaryota, Fungi, Ascomycota, Dothideomycetes, Pleosporales, Pleosporaceae. Bases 1 to 567 code for a protein of 188 amino acids. The record is from RefSeq and is a predicted model, not a curated record. The transcript has a single exon.
AUGGUGUCUCUUGCCGCUGUUCUGGUGCUGCUGAUUCCAGUCACCUACUUCCUCUUCGCCGCAAGUACACGGAGUGGCGCAUUCAAUCACACCAGCCUACCCAUCCAGCAUGACGACAAAGGCACAUUCAUAGCCUGCCCAGAAGACCCUUCGUCGGCGCGGAAAUCAGGCUGUUCUUUCGACCUUCUUGCCAACGGUUGGAUUCCAGACCCUUGCUUUGACGCAACUAUGCACCACGACUUCGUGGAUGGCAAGGACUACGGUUUCUUCGAGGAUCGAAAUGGCGAGCACCGGGUACAUCAAAACACAGUCAUGGAAGGAGAUAACAGCAGGUACCCAGAUGGGCUCUGGGUGACCUUUGAAGAACACCACACACAUUGUCGUUACUUGGUCAACGGAUCUAUCAGAGCCGUCUCGCGACCUCAUGGAGCUUUUCUUGACGUGUAUCUGGAUAGGGAUCAUAUGAUGCAUUGCUAUGGCGUUCUCGGAGAACAUCGAAACUCUGACCAUAUUGAGACGUAUGUCAAGGCUUUUUUCGAAUCGCGCAAAUGCUACGUUCGUGAUUGA